Molecule: messenger RNA, 882 nt
Organism: Chelmon rostratus (copperband butterflyfish)
Lineage: Eukaryota; Metazoa; Chordata; Actinopteri; Chaetodontiformes; Chaetodontidae
Gene: ppil6
Product: peptidylprolyl isomerase (cyclophilin)-like 6
Exons: 8
Coding region: 1-882 (293 amino acids)
Biological process (GO): protein peptidyl-prolyl isomerization
Molecular function (GO): peptidyl-prolyl cis-trans isomerase activity
Source: RefSeq, a predicted model, not a curated record
AUGGACUCGAAUGUGCAUCUAGAAAUUGUGGGCUUGUUAACAGACGGUAACUUUCACGUUGCCAAAAGUAUUGCCGAGGGACUAAAACUGAAGUUUCCUGAUGCAUUUCUGGAUCCAAAAAUUCUGCCACUACUCGAAUUUGACUGGAACACAUAUCUGUGCAACAAGAAGAGGGAGUUGCGUGGCGAGGUGUGGCAGUACUCCAGCAGUCUGAUGUGCUUUCUGAACGGCCCUCUACUCGGUAAUGAGAUGGAUCUGGCCAGAUGGGCCAAGGAUCAGUGGAGUUUCACUUUCACUCGGCCGCAGGCUUUCUAUAUGGCUCUCGCUGAAGACUGCUACACCAAACACCUCAAGAAAAGUGGGCAUCGGUUUGUCUUCAUGGACAUUGAUAUAGCAGGGGAGGCAGCAGGAAGGUUAUUGUUUGAGCUGUUCUCAGAUGUUUGUCCAAAGACAUCAAAGAACUUCGAGGCACUGUGUACAGGAGAGCGAGGUCUGUCACAGAGCGGCCUCCCACUUUGUUACAAGGGCUCUGUGUUUCAUCGUGUCGUGCCCGAUGGCUGGGUGCAAGGUGGAGAUAUUUCUCCAGAAAGGAAAGGUAAUGGAGGGGAGUCCAUCUAUGGACCAACUUUUGAAGAUGAGAGCUUUGCUGUGUCCCACACUAAACGGGGCACUCUCGGAAUGGCCAAUAAGGGUCCCCACACCAAUGGGUCCCAGUUCUACAUCACCCUGCAGCCAACACCCUGGAUGGACAGGACCUACGUUGCCUUUGGCCAAGUGGUUGAGGGUGUCGAUGUCCUCAGGAGAUUAGAAGAGGCUAUAACUUGCAACGAAAGGCCCAAGUAUGAGUGUAAAGUUACAGAUUGUGGAGUGUUUAAAUUUUAG